Molecule: messenger RNA, 755 nt
Organism: Aspergillus homomorphus CBS 101889
Lineage: Eukaryota; Fungi; Ascomycota; Eurotiomycetes; Eurotiales; Aspergillaceae
Product: DNA-directed RNA polymerase III core subunit RPC11
Exons: 4
Coding region: 179-532 (117 amino acids)
Biological process (GO): termination of RNA polymerase III transcription; DNA-templated transcription
Cellular component (GO): RNA polymerase III complex
Molecular function (GO): zinc ion binding; DNA-directed RNA polymerase activity; nucleic acid binding
Source: RefSeq, a predicted model, not a curated record
CAGCGACGCAUGCGACCCUGAUUGCGACAACGGUGACAGCUGGACUGACUUUUUUUUUUCACUUCCCGUAGUCGCCUUUAUGCAGGGCCACACUAUGCGAAAGACUUGCUACACCAUUCCUUUAAAGAACUAAACAAUCUCUUAUUGACGGACUUUCUAGCCCAAGAAAAUCCUCAUCAUGCCGUUGACCUUCUGUCCUAACUGCAGCAAUGCGCUCACCAUCUCUCGCGCCGAGCCGACCUCGAGACAUCCGUUAGGCGUCAAUCGCUUCGAAUGCCGCACCUGCCCGUACCAAUAUGUCCUAGAACAGAGCUGGUUCGAGAAGACUCCGAUGAAGCAAAAGGAGGUCGAGGAUGUAUUCGGAGGCAAGGAAGAAUUUGCGAAUGCGGAUAGCGUCGCCACCCAAUGCCCCGCAGAGAACUGUAAUGGCGACCGUGCAUAUUUCUUCCAGCUGCAGAUUCGGAGUGCAGAUGAACCGAUGACUACAUUCUUGAAGUGUACCACGUGUGGCGCCAGAUGGAGAGAAAACUGAUGCCUCUGCCCCUCGAUACUCAAUUCGAGAGUAUAUGCCUAUCAUUUAUUUCGGAAAAUCGUUUUUCUUCUCGUGGAUUAGACUAUAGAGGGAAGCAGUGGGUUUUGUGUUCCCGAUGCAGCUAUGGGUUGCUGUUGCUUUUUUGGAGUCGAGUCCUGCUGUCGACCUUGGGCCCUUGUGGUCGCCUAAGAUGAUGUAUACAUCUAACUAAAACAGAUACCCC